This is a messenger RNA of Capsaspora owczarzaki ATCC 30864, 2509 nucleotides long. RefSeq lists its product as hypothetical. Gene Ontology annotation, cellular component: trans-Golgi network membrane. The transcript has 7 exons. The record is from RefSeq and is a predicted model, not a curated record. Bases 17 to 2341 code for a protein of 774 amino acids. NCBI's taxonomy places the organism in Eukaryota, Filasterea, Ministeriida, Capsasporidae.
UUUUUUUUUUUGAGAAAUGGCAUUGGAGCAGCUCAAGUCGAGCGCAAUGGGCAAAUUGGCGCUCGCAGUUCAGCUGCCAAUGCUGAACAAGGCGACUGCCAACGACGAGGUCCCGACGCCGGGCUACAUGUUUGCCGAGAUUGCCAAGAUCUCGUUCGAGUCGGUGCAGCUGUGCGGCGAGCUCGAAGACUACCUGAUGCGCAAGCUGGACAAACCGCACUGCUUUGUCAAGCUCAAGGCGCUCCGCAUCCUGGCCUACCUGAUCGACAAGGGCAACCCGACCAUCAAACGCGACCUCAUGCAGCGAACAAAUGCCUUGCGCGCGGCUGCCCAGUUCCGCGGCCCGCCGGAUUUCAUGCUUGGCGACUCUCAAUACGCUGCCGUUCGAGCUGCAGCUGCGGAACUGCUCGAGGUGCUGUUCGCCUCGGUUGAUGAGGCCAUGACGGGCGGAGUUCCGAAGACGGUCGCUGACCAGGCUGGACCGCGUCCGCAGCGAAGCAGUGGGGCGGCCAGCGGUGGAUCGUCCUACAUUGGCAUGGGAAGCAACAGCGCGCCAGUGCGUCAGUCAUCCAAUCCUAACGGGAGUGCAGUGUAUUCGUCCAGUGGCGUUGGGUAUGCAGUGCAGCACCCCACAAGCAAGUACAUGGGCAUCUCUUCGCAGCCCGUCAACACGCAGCAGAAGGAAACCAGCUUUCUCGACAAGGUUAUGGACACGAUCAACAACUUGGCUGACAGCUUGCCAGACCCGCAGCCGCCAAACCGCGCGAGCGGCGGCUACAACACCGGGCCCAGCCACUUUGGUGCGGGCACUACAGGUCGCGUCUACGCUCCGCCAGCUUCCGAGCAGUUGUACUCUCGAAACGAUGUGCAGACGUAUGGUGUUUCUACUCCUGUGGUUGAAUCAAACAUCACGCCGCUGUCUGGAUCGCCGAGCUUGUCUGUGCACGAGGCUCGCCUCGUCGAGGAAAUCACUGCAGCUGGUGGAGUGCGAGUGGCACCCCCUCGCGAAGCGCUCGCGCAGUUCAUCAAGCGUUGCUCCUCGCUCGAUUGCCAUCGUGUAGCCCAGCUGUUGGGCGAAAAGCUGGAUUCCCCGAGCUGGCAAGUGCGACUUAAAGCGCUGUUCGUCGUCGAAGCACUCUUGCAAUCGGACAUUAUUGCCAUCACCGAGUGCAUCGCACCGCUCGCACCAGUGCUCGAGCAGCAGCAGGAUCAUGCUCAACAACAGGUCCGUGACAAGGCUGCAAAAGUGCUGCUCAUGCUGGGUGGAGAGACGCCUGUGCCGACGGCCUCGGGCUCGUCUUUCGCUGCCACAAUGGGCGCUCCUGCUCCAAGCGGCAAUAGCUUACUUGAUCUCGGUGAGUUGUCGCUCGGAGCAGCUCCUGCCGGAGCAACUGUGCCGGCUUCUGGCGGCGGCGGUUCUGCGUUCUCGUUCAUGGCGGACGCUGCACCCGAAGUCGCCCCAGUUGCGACGAGCGUUUCUUCCACCACCCAACCGAGUGGCUCGGCCAAUCCGGCCGUGUCCAACACGGCCUCAUCGAGCUCGCUCUUUUCUGGCAUGAAAUUGGGUAGCAAGCCUCCGACUGCAUCUGCCGUUGCCGCUCCCGCCACAUCGUCUUCUUCGUCAGCAAUCGAUUUGUUUGGCGACGCAUCCUCCCCCAGCCAGGCAACCUCCUUGCUCGAUACUCUCGAUCCGAUGGCCAAAGGCUACCACGCCUCCACUGGCGCCAUGAACGCCACUUCUUUGUCCGGGCUGCCGUCUGCUCCUCCGGCGCCGUCCGUCCCGCAGCAGCGAGCAUCCUUGCCGGUCUCGCAAUUCACACAGCAGCCGGCUGUCGUUGCAUCGUCCGUCGAUGAUCUGGGCUUUGCACCGUCGCAGCGCCCACAGCUGCCUGCCAACUUGUUUGAUGCCAACGCGCAUGCCCGCGCGAGCUCGGACAACUUUGAUCCGUUUGCUGGCAUGGGCAACACCUCGAGUACUUCCUCGGGUCCGGGCAUGACGCUCGCCGAUCUGGCCGCUGCCCCGAGUGCGCUUGUUCCGAUGGCGAAUAGUGGCAUCUCCGGAAUGGGUCGCCAACCCAUGAUGACGACCCUGUCGUCCAUGCCCUCUCCCAACUAUGGCGGAGGCAACUUGCACUCCCACCCAUCCUAUGUGGUCCAGGCACACGGUCAAGUCGUGUACGCACCUGCUGGCGCUGCAGCUCCACCUACCAACCGGCCCGUCGGUCCGCGCUCCAGCGCCACCGGUGGCUUUAGCUUUAUUGACAAGCCCAAUGCUGAUUCGUUCAACUUUGUGCAAGACACUGUGCAGCAACUGCAGCCUGAUCAGUCCAAGCGAUGCUAGAUUGGGGGCGGAUGGCCGACAUCUGCUCGUGUAUUUCUUGAAUACGCAGGAUAUUCUUUAUAUUGUUUUGUUUUUGUUCUUCUGGGAGUUGUAUGGGUCCUUUGGGCAGCUGCAUUGUGUCUGAAUGUUCGGGACUUACGCAUCUCGAAUAAAGCCUCCUGUCCUGAA